AUGGUGCAAGAUAUUGGUGUGGUGUAUGGCCAAAGCAUCGGAACCAAGCACACAAUUAUUGGAAAAAUGGCGCUGGAGACGCUGGAAAAUUUGAAGAAAAUGAAUGUUGAGGAUGAAAGAAAUCAUGGUGAAGAUUCAAUUGGAUGCGCGUCGUGGAGUCUGGAUGUUCGGAGAUCGAAAGUAGAUAGGGAUCGAAAUCGAUGA
Caenorhabditis angaria is the source of this 204-nucleotide messenger RNA. The record is from the annotation of a GenBank genome assembly. Lineage: Eukaryota; Metazoa; Nematoda; Chromadorea; Rhabditida; Rhabditidae.